Messenger RNA from Penicillium mononematosum, 1023 nucleotides. Its product is annotated as BRCT domain protein. Bases 1 to 1023 code for a protein of 340 amino acids. Lineage: Eukaryota; Fungi; Ascomycota; Eurotiomycetes; Eurotiales; Aspergillaceae. The transcript has 5 exons. The record is from RefSeq and is a predicted model, not a curated record.
AUGGGGAAGCCAUUCCAAAGAAUUCAUGCCUCUAUAGUAGGCAAAUUCCAAGACGGCAUCGGCGAAAAGAUCCCACAGUGGAUUCGGGCAAAUGGGGGCCAGUUCUCGAGAGAGCUCAGCCCGCGAGUUACCCAUCUCAUUGCCACAAAGGAGGCAUUCAAAACCCAUGCAGCUCCAGUUGAGUCUGCCAAGAAGAUCAGCACCAUCAAGAUCGUUUCAUACGACUGGCUUGAAGACUCGCUGCUGUCAAACACCCGCAGGCCAAAGCCCGAAGGGCCAUAUCUUCUGAAGAAUCUGAUGAAGCCUGAGAAGAAGGAAAUUCAGAAGAACAAGGCCACGGCGAAGCCCGCAAAGGUGGUCAAGGAGAUCAAAGCAAAGGUCGCGAAACGUCCGAUAGCUGAUCCUUUCCUUGGCCUAAAGGGCAAAAAAAAGCCCGUGCGUCGUGUGUACCAGGACAGAAAGACAGGUGUGAUUUUCAGCACCACUUUGUUCCGCCCAUCGAAACCACCAGUCACUAGCAGAGAAAAAUACCAAUUGACUCUUUUCGAAUCCGUCGCCGAACCACACACCUACUCGGCCUACGCCAAAUUCAGCCGCGUUGGCACAUCCAAUGUCGAACUACUGGCGGGACCAAGGUGCAAACUCGAGCUUGCCGUGGAUAAAUUCAAGCAGUUCUUCAAGGAACAGACUGGCAAGGAAUGGGACGAAAGGGCAAACGGAAAGAUGCCACCCCCAAAGACAGGCCCCGACGGAAAUAGCUUGCCUGUUCACGAGGGGUGGUUCUAUCUCGAGGAAAAGACGACUAUCCUUGGUGCAUUCCUCAGGGAACCCCAGAGCACGGGGUGUCAAGGAUCGACUGGCCACAUCUCAUGCGAUGGUAUCAAGGAGGACGGGCCCGAAAAGAUAGCAAAUUACCAAGUCGAAGAUGGUGGCGAAGAUGAUCACGAAAAUGGGGGUAAAAGUGGGGAUGAAGAUGGAUCUGAAGCUGAGGCUGAUGUUGAGGAGGACGAGGAGGAGGAAUAG